Molecule: messenger RNA, 2859 nt
Organism: Ichthyophthirius multifiliis
Lineage: Eukaryota; Ciliophora; Oligohymenophorea; Hymenostomatida
Product: protein kinase domain protein
Exons: 6
Biological process (GO): protein phosphorylation
Molecular function (GO): protein serine/threonine kinase activity; ATP binding; protein binding
Source: RefSeq, a predicted model, not a curated record
AUGAGAAUUAUUAUACAAUUUUAUUAUGAAUUUUUAUAAAAGAAAACAAUUGCAAUAGAAAUAGAAGGUGAAAAUGAAGAUUGUUCUUAUCUUUUAAAAUUAAUUUCUAACAAAAUAGGUUACAAAGUCCAUUAAAUUGUAGCCACAGUAAAAAAAGAUAAUAUAAAUGUAAAAAUAAUAUAAGGAUGGCCAUUAUCAUUUUACGAAAUAAAAGAGAAGACAUAAAUUAAUGUCGAGAUAAGAGAUUUAGACGUAGAAAAAUAAAAAAAAUAAUCAAUGCAAUAAAGCGCAAAAUAUUUGGGAAAAUUAGGUUUAGUAAAAGAUUAAAGAAAAGCCGAAUUAAGCGUAAUAAAAGAAGGAGGUGAUAACGGUGAAGACAAUGAAGAUGAAAAAUGUGGUUCUUUUGAAAGAAAUAAUAAAGAUGCAUUAGUAAAAUAAAAGGAAAACAUUGAUUCCGAAUAAAAUUCUAAAUUAAAAUAAUAUAGUUAAUCUUCAAGUAUGAGUAGUAGUGAUGAAGAAGGUCAAUAAAGACAAUAUGACAUAAGAAAAAUACUCGAUAAUUUUUUACAUUCAUUAAUUAUGGAAACGAUAAAUGGAAAAAUCGAAGAAGUAAUUAAGAUUUUAGAAGCAGUUCCAUCGAAAUUAUCAUAAUAAUAAAAAGAUGAAAUAUAAAAAUCAAAAAGUUAAUACAUUAACCAAUUAGGAAGACAAGGUUGGAAUCCUUUACAUUAUGCAGUCUCUUAUUAACAUAUUAAAAUUGUAAAAGAGCUAAUAGAUAGAGGAGCAAGUCCUAAUAUUCCUAAUAAUUAAGGCUGGACUAGUCUUUAAUUUGCAGUCCAUAGAAAUAACAUAAAUAUUUUAAAAAUAUUACUUGAUUCAAAAGAUUUAGAUCUUAAUUAUGUAACUUAGUAAGGUACUACUUUACAUAUUGCUUGCUAAUUUGGCAGAACAUAAUGCUUACAAUUACUUUUGGAAAAAAAACCUGACAUAACAAUUAAAAAUGCUGAAAAUAAAACUUGCUUUGAAUCCUGUAAUAAUGAAGAAUGUAAGCAGAUUCUCAAAAACUAUAGUAAAUAAUAUGACUAAUAAUAAUUAUAAUAAUAAAAUAAUAUGGCGUUUCCACAUAUAUAAUUAGAUUAGUUUUCCCCUCCUAAACCUCCAAUUGUAAAAGGAAAUAUUCAUAAAAUUGGAACUUUUCUAGUUAAUAUAAAAAAAAGAUAUCUUGUUAUUAAUCCUGAUGAAGGCACACUAAUCAGAUAUAAAUCAUAAUAAAACUAUCCUUUAAAACCUAUUGAAGUUAUUCCUUUAAAAGAUAUUGUCCACAUAUAAAUGAUUACCAAAUCAUGGUUUAUGCCAAAUAAUUUUAGUUAUUUUGAAUUCAAUUAUCCUAAUAGACAAGUAUAUGGUUGCAAAUUCUAAUAAGCGGCUAAAAAAUGGGCUGAAUAUUUAUAUUUAGCAAGUGUAUAUUCGUAUUAUGUUGAAAGCAAAAAUUCUUUUGAUGCAUCCUAAAUAUAACAAAAUGAAACAAUUGAAUUAAAAGAUCAAGCCGAAUAAGAGCCUAUAAAAGGAAAAGUUGGUGGAAAUAUACAAGAAGGAGUGUAAAGUUUUGAAAAACAAUCAAAUUAAUAGCCUUAAUAAAUGUUAAAAUUUAAAAAAACUUCUUUUUUAUAAGUCUAGCCUCCUGUUCCUCCACAAGAACCUCCAUAAGAACGUAAUAUUACUGAAACUAUAAAUUUAAGUUAUGAAAGUAGUAACUAGUCAAACGAUAAAACGAUAAAUGAAAAUAAAUCAACAGUUGAUUCAAUAAAGGUAAAAAAUAAUUCAACAUCAACAACUAUUUCGUAAUAAGAAGAAGAAAAUGUAAAUUUGGGAAAUUUAUCAGAUGAAUCUGUUAAAUUUGAAUCUUUUAAAAUCUUAAAAUUAUUAGGAGCAGGUUCUUUUGGUAAAGUCUUAUUAGCAAAAAAAAAAGAUACCGGUCAAAUAUAUGCUAUAAAAGCCCUAAAAAAAAAACCAUUAAUAAUAAAAAAAUAAUUAAGAUAUGCAGUUACUGAAGCCAAUGUUUUAAAAAUGUGUAAUAAUCCAUUUGUUUUAGGACUACAUUAUGCUUUUUAAACUCCUAACUAUCUUUAUUUAGUUUUAGAUUAUUGUAAAGGAGGAGAUAUUUCAUCUCAUUUGGCAUAUAGACGCCGUUUUACAGAAGAAGAAUGUGUUUUUUACAUAGGAGAAUUAGUUUUGGCAAUAUAAUAUAUUCAUGAUUAAAAUGUUGUGUAUAGAGAUUUGAAACCUGAAAAUAUACUUAUUGGAAAUGAUGGCCAUAUAAAAUUAGCUGAUUUUGGUUUGUCAAAAGAUAAUGUAUAAGACAAUCAAAAAACAAAGUCUUUUUGUGGUACACCUGCUUAUUUAUCUCCUGAAAUGCUUAAUAAUAAAGGAGCUACUAAAGCAAGUGAUUUAUAUGGUAUAGGAGCAGUUUUAUAUGAAAUGCUUACGGGUGAUCCCCCUUAUUAUGAUGAUGAUAUUCCUACCAUGUAUAAAAAAAUAAAAGAAGGUAAUCUCCAUUACCCAUCUUUUGUAAGCUAGGCUGCAAGAAAUUUUGUAAAUGGAUUGCUUGAUAGAAAUCCUAAAACUAGACUUGGAGCCCAAAAUAAAGAUUAAAUAAGAAAAGAUCCCUUUUUUGAAGGAAUUGAUUGGGAUAAGCUACUCAAUAAAUAAUACAAACCGCCAAUAACGGAGUUCGAAAAUAGUGAUAAUGAAGAUGAAUUGGAGGAAAUAUAGGAUAAGAAACUUUUUAAAGAUAGUGAUUAUGAAGAUCAUAAUAAAUUGGUUAAUAGAGUUAGAUUAUUUAGUUUUAUAAGGAAAUGA